Molecule: messenger RNA, 2841 nt
Organism: Morchella sextelata
Lineage: Eukaryota; Fungi; Ascomycota; Pezizomycetes; Pezizales; Morchellaceae
Exons: 8
Coding region: 1-2841 (946 amino acids)
Biological process (GO): nucleotide-excision repair; mismatch repair
Cellular component (GO): cytoplasm; XPC complex; nucleotide-excision repair factor 2 complex
Molecular function (GO): damaged DNA binding; single-stranded DNA binding
Source: RefSeq, a predicted model, not a curated record
AUGCCGCCGAAACGACGCGGCGGUGGCGGCGGUGGUACUCGCGAAACGCGAAGCAGCACCAGAUCUCAACCCACAACCCAAGCUACUGGGUCUGCUGCUAGUGCAGCUGCGACAGGGGAAAAUGUCUCAGCUAAUCGCACGAGACCCAAUAACAAAAGAACUGCCCGAGGGAGUACCAACACCCCCCGAAGAGCUAGAGGAGCGGGCAGGAAUUCAAGGGCACAGGAUGAAAUGCAAGAUAUCGAUAUUUAUCGGGAAAUGGUAACCGAAGUAGUCGGCCCUCCAAAGAACAGGCGGCAGCAGCAAGAGCUCUCGGAUUCGGAGGGAAGGCCUGCUAAGAGACAGAAAGCGGUAGAGAAUUUUAAAAGUGAAUCGGGUCCAUCAAACAGUAAAGAUAAAGGGAAAGAUGUUCUUCGUGAAGACUCAGAGGAGCGCCCAGAACAACUUUUAGAAAAAGAGGUCAAUAUAAAUAACGAGGAGGAUGAAGUUACCACCAUGGAUGAAGAUGAGAGUGAAGAAGAAGAAGAAGAUUGGGAAGACGUCGAUCUUAGUAAACCAAUCAAACGCUUUGAGGAACCCUCUAAACCUAAGACCCUAGAGCUCAUUCUAGAUACAAAUGAAAAACGAAAGCCCGGCCCGGAUAAUCUAAGGCCUCUAGUAAAUAGGGAGAUCUUAUCAUUGCUCAACCCAAACCCCAAUGACCAGCAGUUUAGACGCUCAUGGAGUUUUAAUGAAGGAUUACAAAAAGCAUCAGACAUGUGGAAAAAAAGAUUCCGAAUCACAAAGAAGGGAGUGUCGAAACCGCGCUGGCGUGAUAAUGAAGCAGUAGUUGAAAUGCUCUCGUACCCACCAAGGGACGGAGAUCCCCCUAUGAGGCGAGAUGACUUCCAGGCCGCUUCAGUAGGUCUUUCAGGCUCGAGAGACCUAGGGGCUCAGCUUUUCUGUGCGUUACUUCGCUCUGUUGGAGUGACCUGCAGGCUGGUAUGCUCCCUUCAGCCGUUGUCGUUCACUUUCCAGGACAAGCAGGCUCCGGUGAAGGCAGCACAAAUAAUUGCAGGUUUUAUCUUUAGUGAAGCUGCUGCUAGGGAUAACGAUAGGGAGAUGCAAGUCGACAAUAGAUUUGGUGGCCCUGGACCGGCGCCAGCAAGGCCGUCACCAGUAGGAGGAAGAGGCUUGCGAAGACCCGGGUUUCGAGAACCACUCGUUACAGCUCCCAUACCAGAAAAGCCUCCAGCCCGGCUCCAAAUCUGGGAAGACCCGUAUCCAGUUUACUGGAUUGAGGCUUGGAAUACGGCGACACAGAAGUGGGUUGCUGUGGACCCUCUAGUAACAUCUACUAUUGGAAAGCCGAGCAAACUUGAGCCACCCAUGGCGGACGGGGAAAAUUCCAUGUGUUAUGUAGUUGCUUUUGAAGAGGAGGGUCAGGCUGCGGACGUAACAAGGCGAUACGUAAAGAGCUUUAAUGGAAAGACUAGAAAGCUGAGAGUCUCGUCCACCAAAGGCGGGUUGGAGUGGUGGAAUCGUGUGCUUCAAGUAUUCCAACGAGGAUGGGAAAUGGACCGAGAUCAACUAGAAGCCGCGGAAUUACUGGACAGGGAGGUCGUUGAGCCCGUACCUAAUAACAUCCAGGACCUAAAAGGCCAUCCUCUGUUUGCCCUCAAGAGACACUUAAAACGAGGCGAAAUAAUACACCCCGAGCGGAAAGUCGGAUCCAUCACAACAGGCACCGGUAACAAGAAAGUCACCGAAACAAUCUACAGAAGACAGGACGUAAAAGCCGUCAAGACCAGCGAGCAAUGGUACCGUGUGGGGCGUGAACUCAAAGCAGGGGAGCAGCCACUCAAAUACGUCACCGCCCGCCCGCGAGUAAAAGGCAGAAGUGAUGACUACCUGGACAGUGAACCCGAAGAAGAAGAAGAAGAAGGUGGAGAUGACGGGCCUAGACAGUCGGCGAUGUAUGCCGAGUUUCAGACGGAGCUCUAUGUGCCGCCGAGUGUGGUCCAUGGGAGGGUGCCGAAGAAUAGCUUUGGUAAUUUGGACGUGUUUGUGCCUUCGAUGGUGCCGAAGGGAGCUGUUCAUUUGCCUUAUAAGGGUCUUGUGAAGGUUGCUCAACUACUGGGUAUCGAUUAUGCCGAGGCAGUAACUGGUUUCGAUUUCAAAAACCGCCAGGUCGCACCAAUCAUGAACGGCAUUGUAGUCGCUCAGGAAUACCGCGAGGCGGUCAUGGCAGUCAUGGCAACACUUUUGGACGAGAAGAACCAAGCGGAAGAACACAAGAAGAGCAUCGAGGCAUUGAAGCGAUGGAGACGGUUCUUGAUGGGAGUGAGAAUCAGGGAGAGGUUGGGCAUUUAUCAGGACGUGGAGCAGGUAAAUAAGGUGGACAUGGGGGUCAAUGAUCGCGCUGGGGAUGAGGGCAAAGGUGGUGAGAAUGUGGAUACGGGUGGUGGCUUUUUUGCUGAACCUGGAGAUCAGGCCUCUGGUAGUGGGUUCUUUGCCGAACCUGAAGUCCGGACAUCUGGUGGUGGAUUUUUCACUGAAGCUGAAGAUCAUUCUUCUGGUCCUGGCGGUGCGCCAAUUGCUAGUACUAAGGACAGCAGCGGGGGGUUCAUAGUCGACAACAACGAUCAUGGCGGCGGUGGGUUCAUGGUUGAUGACAAAGAUCAUGGCGGUGGUGGUGGGUUCAUCGUCGAUGAUAACGACGGGGAUGAAGGUGGUGGUGGUUUUAUCGUCGAAGAUAACGGCGAGGACCAAGGCGGCGGAUCCGUUCGUGAGGAGGAGGAGGGAAGUGAAGAGGGGGAACUCUUUGAAGAUCCUGAAGACGAAGAUCUAGGGUGGUUUUAA